Messenger RNA from Magnusiomyces paraingens, 1749 nucleotides. RefSeq lists its product as uncharacterized. Lineage: Eukaryota; Fungi; Ascomycota; Dipodascomycetes; Dipodascales; Dipodascaceae. The record is from RefSeq and is a predicted model, not a curated record. Gene Ontology annotation, cellular component: fungal-type vacuole; membrane. The coding region runs from base 1 to 1749 and encodes 582 amino acids. The transcript has a single exon. Gene Ontology annotation, molecular function: xanthine transmembrane transporter activity. Gene Ontology annotation, biological process: xanthine transport; transmembrane transport.
AUGUCGGAACUCAACGCCCAACCUGAGCGUAAGCCUUUGUCCUUGAACCCCAAGGCUCUGGCUACUCGUAUUGUCAAGAAAUUUACCACCAAAGAAGGUAUCAUUGGUAGCUACAGUUAUGCUGCCCUCUUUACCCCAGACAUCCCCUUCCUCCAAAAGAAAGAUGUCUAUCAGCCUUUCUUCCCCCUCCACGGUGAAAUGCCCCUCUUGCUCGGCGCCAUCCUUGGUCUUCAGCAUUCCCUCGCCAUGCUUGCUGGUGUCAUCACUCCUCCUCUUAUUAUCUCCAACGUCGCCAACUUCGACACUGAAAUUACCCAGUACCUCGUCUCUACCUCACUCAUUGUCUCUGGCCUUCUCUCCUUUGUCCAAAUGAUCCGCAUCAAGGUCCCCUACACAAAGUACUACAUUGGCACAGGUCUGAUCUCAGUUGUUGGUACUUCUUUCGCAACCAUCACCAUUAUCACAGGCGCUAUCCCCCAAAUGUACAAAAACGGCACCUGCCCUACUGCUGCUGAUGGCACUAAACUUCCCUGCCCCGAUGGAUACGGUGGUAUUCUUGGUUCCGCCGCCAUCUGCUCCCUCCUCGAAAUCGCCAUGUCUUUCGUCCCCGCCAAAAUCCUUCAAAGCAUGUUCCCUAAGCUCGUCACCGGUCCUGUCGUCUUGCUCAUUGGCGCAAGUCUAAUCGAGGAUGGCUUCAAGAACUGGGGCGGCGGUUCCAACUGUUACGGCAAUGCUGGUACUGAUGGUUACUACUCUGUCUGCCCUAAUCUUGGAGCCCCCAAGGCUGCCGUCUGGGGAUCUUCUAAGUACAUUGGUCUGGGUUUCUCAGUCUUUGCUACAAUCGUCAUUUGUGAACGUUUCGGCGCUCCAAUCAUGAAAUCUUGCGCUGUCAUUUGCGGUCUUCUUGUCGGAUGUAUCAUUGCUGCUGCCUGCGGUUACUUCUCUCCCGAUGGUAUCAAAGUUGCUCCUGCCGCUUCUUUCAUUUGGGUCCACACUUUUAAGCUUACAUUAUAUGGUCCAGCUAUUUUACCAAUGUUGGCUGUCUAUAUGGUCUGCGCUAUGGAGGCUAUUGGUGAUAUCACUGCCACUUGCGAUGUCUCCCGUCUUCCUGUCGAGGGUGAAGAGUACGAAUCCCGUAUUCAGGGUGGUCUUCUUGCUGAUGGCUUUAACGGUUGCAUUGCCUCUCUUAUGACUAUCACUCCCGUCUCCACUUUUGCCCAAAACAACGGUGUUAUCUCCAUCACAAAGUGCGCAAACAAAAAGGUCGGCUACUGGAACUGCUUUUUCCUUGUCGUAAUGGGUAUCUUCUCCAAGUUCGCCGCUGCCCUUGUCUCCAUCCCUAAUCCUGUUCUCGGCGGUAUGACUUCUUUCCUUUUCACAUCUGUCGCAGUCUCUGGUCUUGCCAUUAUCGCUUCCCUUAACCCUAUCACUCGCCGCGACAGAUUCAUUCUUACCUGCUCGCUCCUCUUUGGCUUUGGUGCCACUCUUGUCCCUGAUUGGUUCUCUUACUUCUUCACUUACGAGGGUGACAACCACGGUCUUAAGGGUUUCCUCGAUGCCAUUGUUCUUGUUUUGGAAACUGGCUUUGCCGUUGCUGGUUUCCUUGGUCUUCUCAUGAACCUUAUUAUUCCUGGUGAAAAGGGUGACGGUGAUACCAUUACAGGUGAGAGCACUGAGUUGGAAGUCUCUUCGACAGAGAACUACCCCAUCAAGAAUGAGGUCGAGCCUAACUCUAAGGAGUUUGAGUAA